AUGGCUAAGAAAAGAAAGGCAUCAGCUCGCUCGAGCGAGCCCCAAGGCUUUGAGCCCAAAGGCGGCAAACUAGGACCUAUCACUACCUAUGAAGAUGUCGCGGAUUCAGAGGACGAGUUCCAUAUCAAUCGGGAUAAGGUGUUGCUAGAUGAAGGGCCGGAUGCGAAACGAAGGAGGAAAUUUGCGGAAGAAGAUGCCCUUCAUGAACCAUCAGAUGAAGAAGUCCUAGGGUAUUCUUCAGACAGUUCCGACGAAGACGCCGCGCCCCAAAACGCAAAUUCCGACUCUGACGAUGGAGAGCAGGAGGAGGGGGAAGAAGAAGAGGAGGGGUGGGGAACCUCCAAAAAAGACUACUACAAUGCCGACGAAAUACAAACCGAAGCCGAUGCCCUGGAGGAAGAAGCAGAAGCGAAGCGGAUCCAGCAGCGCAAACUGCAGAAAAUGACAGACGCAGAUUUCGGCUUCGAUGAAUCAGAAUGGCUGGCCCCUGCUACUACGAUCCCAGACGAGGAAAGCGAUGAUGUGAUGAUCGAGGUUUUGAAGGAUGUAGAGAUCACUGAGGAUAUGGGACCUGAAGAACGGUUACGGGUGCUGAGAACGAGAUAUCCCGAGUUCGAGAUGUUGGCGAAUGAGUUUGUGGCUUUGCAACCUACUUUGGUCGCCCUACAGCAAGACGAGCAGUCAUCCGUCACAAUUGUCAAGGCCAGAGCGCUGGCAGCAUACAUCGCAUCUCUAAGCAUGUAUUUCGCGCUCCUCACCUCCCCAACCUCACCCGCCGACCUGCGCGACCACCCCAUAAUGGACAGCCUGUUUUCCUGCCGCUCUCUCUGGACAAAAGUGUCAUUCCUCAAAGCACCAACCCCAGAAGUAGAAGUAGAAUCAGAUUCCGAACCCGAAGAAGAAACAACAACCAAACAAUCAACCCUCCCAUCCCCUAUGCAGACCCAGAAAUCCACAACAAAGCAACUAGCAAAAGCAAAAGCCGCUUCCCAAGCCGCCACCCUGCGCGCCCAAAAGAUAGCAACAGCAGACGCCUCCCUCGCAGACCUCGAUUCCCUCCUCCCAUCCCGCACCAACAAAGCCAAGAAAACCAUUUUCAACGAUACCACCGACGACACCAAUGAUUUCGGCGAGUCCUCCCACAUGACAGCAGCCGAAGCGGCAUCAAAAGCAACACGCAAAAAGUCCCUAAAAUUCUACACCUCGCAAAUAGCACAGAAAGCCAACAAGCGCACCGCCGGCGGCCGAGACGCAGACGGUGAUGCAGACCUCCCCUACAAAGAGCGGCUGCGUGAUCGCGUUGCGCGCUUAAACGCUGAGGCUACGAAACGCGGCAAGAAACUCGAUGCGUACGGCCGGGGUGCAGACCUAGGCGGCGAGAGCGGCGAUGAAGAAGAUGCAGGAGAAACAGAGGUAGCGAGGGAAGUCCGCCAGGACGGCGAAGACGAAUACUACGACCUAGUCCACGCGACUUCCACCGCCAAGAAAGCUCAAAAAGCCUCCCUCCUCACCGCUGCGCAAGCCGCCACUGAACAAGACGCCCUCCAGCGCGUUGCCGAAGGCACGCUGGACGAAGACGGCAAGCGGGCCAUCGGCUACGUAAUCGAGAAGAACAAAGGCCUAGCGCCGAAGCGGAAAAAAGAUGUGCGGAAUCCGCGGGUCAAGAAACGCAAGAAGUAUGAGGAGAAGAAGAAGAAGUUGGGGAGUAUGAAGGCUGUUUAUAAAGGGGGUGAGGAGAGGGGUGGGUAUGCCGGUGAGAAGACGGGUAUUAAGAGUGGGUUGGUCAAGAGUGUUAAGCUGUGA
Lachnellula hyalina is the source of this 1803-nucleotide messenger RNA. RefSeq lists its product as uncharacterized. The transcript is spliced from 2 exons. The record is from RefSeq and is a predicted model, not a curated record. Gene Ontology annotation, cellular component: nucleolus; small-subunit processome. NCBI's taxonomy places the organism in Eukaryota, Fungi, Ascomycota, Leotiomycetes, Helotiales, Lachnaceae. Gene Ontology annotation, biological process: maturation of SSU-rRNA from tricistronic rRNA transcript (SSU-rRNA, 5.8S rRNA, LSU-rRNA). The coding region runs from base 1 to 1803 and encodes 600 amino acids.